Molecule: messenger RNA, 3282 nt
Organism: Tripterygium wilfordii
Lineage: Eukaryota; Viridiplantae; Streptophyta; Magnoliopsida; Celastrales; Celastraceae
Product: DNA mismatch repair protein MSH5
Exons: 36
Coding region: 91-2820 (909 amino acids)
Biological process (GO): chiasma assembly; mismatch repair
Cellular component (GO): nucleus
Molecular function (GO): ATP binding; mismatched DNA binding; ATP-dependent DNA damage sensor activity
Source: RefSeq, a predicted model, not a curated record
AAAUUCAAUUUUCGCCCACUCGCUCGCUUUUAUCACACGGACAGAGGCGCGCGCGCACUCACUCUGUGACAGUCAAGCUUGAGCAUCAAAAUGGAGGAGAUGGACGAAACGGAAGCCGUUCCGCAGGUGUAUAUGGCAUGUGUUCUACAAGGUCAUCGGAUAGGAAAUGCUGUUUGUUACAUAGUUUGCCUACAUCGAGGACUAUGGAGAGCCAUAAUAAGCAUUCUGGCAUUGUGGACCUUGGGGAACCAUGUUAUCCCUUCCAAUUCUAGUUUUAGAAUUGGAGUUUCUUACUAUGAUUCCAGUAUUCGCCAACUUCAUGUGCUAGAAGUUUGGGAAGAUUGUAACUCAGACUUUCCCUUGCUUGAUCUAGUAAAAUAUCAAGCUCAGCCUCUGAUCAUAUACACUAGCACUAAGAGUGAAGAAUCCUUUUUGUCUGCUUUGCAACGAAAUGAUGGGACAACUGAGGCCCCUACAGUAAAGCUUGUAAAGAGUUCAAUAUUCAGCUAUGAGCAAGCAUGGCACAGAUUGAUAUAUCUUCGAGUAACAGGAAUGGAUGAUGGUUUAAACAUCAAAGAGAGAAUUUGUUAUCUGAGUUCUAUGAUGGACAUGGGAAGCGAUGUUCAAGUUCGGGCUAGUGGAGGCCUUCUUGCCAUAUUAGAGAACGAAAGGAUUGUUGAUACCCUUGAACAAAAGGAAUGUGGCAAUGCAUCAAUUACAAUCGAUUCUGUCACAGAAAUUGCACUAAACAAGUUUCUUAAACUUGACGCAGCAGCUCAUGAGGCAUUGCAAAUAUUCCAAUUAGACAAACAUCCAAGCCAUAUGGGUAUUGGUAGAGCAAAGGAAGGAUUCUCUGUGUUCGGAAUGAUAAAUAAGUGCGUGACACCAAUGGGUAGGCGCCUUUUGAGGAGCUGGUUCCUGAGGCCUAUCCUGGACCUCGAAAACUUAAAUAAUCGUCUCAAUGCUAUAUCAUUCUUUCUUUGUUCAGAAGAACUGGCAUCAUCUUUAUGUGAAACUUUGAAGUCUGUUAAAGACAUUCCCCACAUACUCAAGAAAUUCAAUUCUCCAAGCUCCUUAUGUACUAACAGCGACUGGACAGCUUUUCUGAAGAGCACAUGUUCACUCUUGCAUUUGAACAAAAUAUUUGAAGUGGGCAUUCAUGAAAGUCUUCGAGAGCAUGCAAAGCAUCUGAAUGUGAACAUUCUUCAGAGGGCUUCUUCUUGCAUUACAACAGAGCUUGCUUAUGUCUAUGAAUUGGUUAUUGGUGUUCUUGAUCUAAAUAGAGGUAAAGAAAAGGGUUAUGGGACGAUAGUGAAAGAAGGUUUCUGUGAUGAGGUAGACAUUAACUGUGAUUUCAUAAGAUGUCUUUUGAUGAAUGUUCUUUAUUCACUCAAAGAGUAUCACAUGUGUCUCUCUCUGUCUCUACCUCUCUUUAUCGUUGUCUGUUUAUUCCUUUCUUUCAUUUUUUCUUUAAUUCAUGAGGUCAAUUUGAUGGAAAAUGAAGUUGAAUUCAUCAGGUUUCAGUUGGAUGAGCUGAGGCAAAUAUACGAGGAACUGCCUGAAUUUCUGGAACAGGUGUCGUCAAUGGAACUCGCACAACUUCCUCAUUUUCCGAAAGAGAAGCCUGCUCCUUGUAUUGUUUAUAUACAACAGAUAGGAUACUUAAUGUGUUUCUUUGAAGAAAAGCUUGAUGAAACCACACUAGGUCUACAAGACUUUGAAUUUUCUUUCUCUGAUGCAGAUGGAGAGGUGAAAAAAUUCUUUUACCGCACCCCAAAAACACGAGAGUUGGAUGACCUUCUUGGAGACAUUUAUCAUAAAAUUUUAGAUAUGGAGAGGGCAAUCACCAGGGACCUGGUGUCACAUGUAGUCUUAUUUUCACCACAUCUGCUUAAGGCAGUCAAUUUUGCUGCUGAACUGGAUUGCAUUUUGUCAUUGGCUUUGAUUGCUCGCCAGAACAAUUACGUGAGGCCUAAUUUAACUGCAGAAUCAGUGCUUGAUAUACAAAAUGGAAGACAUAUUUUGCAGGAAAUGACUGUAGACACGUUUAUUCCCAAUGAUUCUAAAAUUCAUAACGAUGGAAGGAUUAACAUCAUUACUGGUCCUAAUUAUUCAGGAAAAAGUAUCUACAUAAAACAGGUUGCUCUGAUAGUUUUCCUUUCUCACAUUGGAAGUUUUGUGCCAGCAGAUGCUGCAACUAUUGGAUUGACAGAUAGAAUUUUCUGUGCAAUUGGAAGCAAGCUUAUGACUGCAGAACAAUCAACAUUUAUGAUAGAUCUGCAUCAAGUAGGGAUGAUGCUAAGGCAGGCAACUUCACAAUCUUUAUGUCUGUUAGAUGAAUUUGGUAAAGGUACUCUUACAGAAGAUGGAAUCGGUCUGCUUGGAGGAACCAUCAAUCAUUUUUUCGCUUGUAAUGAUCCUCCAAAGGUUCUGGUGUGCACUCACUUAACUGAAUUAUUUAAUCAGAGUUUCAUACCAAAGUCUGAAAAGGUCAAGUUCUACACCAUGAGUGUGCUGAGGCCUGAUGACAGCUCUGAAGAGCUUGAGGACAUCAUAUUUCUAUAUCGGUUAGUGCCAGGGCAGGCUCUUUUAAGCUAUGGACUGCAUUGCGCACAACUUGCUGGUGUCCCAGGUGAAGUAAUAAAAAGAGCGGCAUUUGUACUGGAUGCCAUUGGAGAUAAUAGACAUGUUGAGAGAUUGUGCAAUGAGAAUAUAUUAGCUCAUGACCAGCAACACAAGAACGCAGUGGACAAGAUGCUGGCAUUCGAUGUUCACAAUGGUGACCUUGACGUCUUCUUCCAAGACAUAUUUCCUUCUUAGUUCUUCAAAAAAUCAAAGAACAUGAGGAGAUCAAAGAUUUUAGACCUGCAAUCUCAGGCAUUUCAACCUCAUCAGUUCGUCUAAAGCUUUACUUCUGGUUGGUUUGACUAUAUUUUAGAAUUGAACAACUGUAUGGGUAUCUUCAAUGGUGUCUCUAUCCCUAAAUAUUGGGUAUAUAGUCACCCAACACAUUCUCUAUCCUUGUUCCCCUUCCCUAUCUCAUUCCUCAUUCAUUGCUAUUCCUCAAGUCAUUCCCUAUAUAUUAAAUAAGUCAUCUUUAACACAUUUAUUUUCUGUCAUAUUUAGCACUCUCUUACUUUUUAUAUUUUUUAACAUUCUUUCUCUAACUUUUGUAUUAUUUGACACAUUCUCUCCCUCUCCCCUAUUUUUACAAUUUUAAAUAUAACAUUUCAAUUAUAUAGAGAAUUAAUAAGAGAAUCCAUUGGGUGAACAAGCUUAAAA